Gastrolobium bilobum is the source of this 606-nucleotide messenger RNA. RefSeq lists its product as uncharacterized. The record is from RefSeq and is a predicted model, not a curated record. The transcript has 2 exons. The coding region runs from base 1 to 606 and encodes 201 amino acids. Gene Ontology annotation, molecular function: DNA helicase activity. Gene Ontology annotation, biological process: DNA repair; telomere maintenance. Lineage: Eukaryota; Viridiplantae; Streptophyta; Magnoliopsida; Fabales; Fabaceae.
AUGGAAAAUGCCUUUCUGAUUACCCUUCAAUGCAUGCACAAUCGCUUAGUGCUUGAUGAAUUACUGUAUGACAGAUUGUUUUUGGUUGAAGAACAUAAAAGACUACUGAGUUCCCUUACAGAUGAGCAAAAAGUUGUCUAUGACAAGAUAAUUUCAGCAAUUUCAGUGGGUACAGGGGGAUUCUUUUUUCUGUACGGCUUUGGUGGUACAGGAAAAACAUUUAUUUGGAAUACAUUGUCAGCAUCCAUUAGAUCAAAAAGCGAAAUUGUACUUAAUGUUGCUUCUAGCGGGAUUGCAUCACUUUUUCUUCCUGGAGGCCGGACAGCACACUCUAGAUUUCGUAUUCCAAUUCAGAUCACUGAGGAUUCAACCUGUAAUAUACUACAGGAUUCUAAUAUUGCCGAAUUGCUGGCGAAAACAAAGCUAAUCAUCUGGGAUGAAGCUCCAAUGGUACACAGAUUUCCCAGGCCAGUCUUUAGUCAUGGGCAAUUAUAUGUGGCACUAUCCCGAGUAAAGAGCAAAAAGGGAUUGAAGAUUUUGAUAGUUGAUGAUGAUGGUUGUGUAACAAACAGUACCUUUAACAUAGUCUACAAAGAAGUAUUUUAG